AUGCGCGCCAUGUACCAGUCGGCGCUCAAGCGGAGGCGAGAGGUGAUGGACUUGCCAGCGGGGAGCGGAAACCAGGCUAACUACAAUGGAAGACGGGCCGACGGCGGCGGCGAGGCGGGCGGUAGCGGGCACCAUGCAAGCGUGCUGGCCAUGGACGACAUUGUCGACUCGGGCGGCGAGUCCCAGUCGCAGCCGUCUCCGGUCAAAGCGAUGGCAGGCCGAAGUCACGUUGCCCGCCCGCCGCUCGCCUCGCCCAUGAUCCUAGAGUCGGACACCGAGUCGGACUCGGACAUCCUCGAAGCCCGCCCGCCAGACGCCAAGCGGAGCCGGCCGCUGGCGCGAGUCCUCGCCUCGGACGACAUCGACGACGACAUCCUGUUCUCAUCCGACACCACUGCGGCCUGCAAAACCCACCGCAUGGUCGACGAAAUCCUGUCUUCGUCGCCGGACCCGGGCUUUGGAGGCCCGAACGGGAGCGGUGAGCUCGGCCUAGCGCUCGCCGCCGCCGCGGUCUCAGCCCUCGAUGCUGCACCGCGAGCGCCACUCUCGGCUGUCGACCGCCUCCGGUCGAUGCUCUCGCGGAAGCAGCCGACCCAGGAUCUGGGAGCCGCCCGCGAUCGCAACCGCGCCUCUCGUUUUGCGGUUGUCGUUGACGGCAUGGCCGCUGCCUUCCGCCGUGCUCGGCUACGACUCCGGGCGCAGGCUGAUCUCGCCAAGGCCACCGCGUCCCGCGGAUCGCUGGCGAGCACCACGUUCCGGGCCACGCUAGCAUCUCACCCGAUGGGGAUGUCUGACGCACAGGCGCCGUUUGACGUUGUCAUUGUGGCGUGCUCGGCCCAGUUUGGCGUCUUCCAGGCUCUUGCCCGCCGCGAGCUUGACGGUAGCCUCGUUGACGACACGCUUCUCCUUGUCUUCCCGCUUGCUCUUAAGCAAGACCUUGUCCUCUGUGCCGGGCGGGCCGUCACCAUUCUUCCGCCCUACGCGCCGGUGGCAGUUGCUCCGCCGCUUCCGGCCAUCAUCCUCUGCGCGGCAGCUGUCCUGCUCCGUCCGGAGCUUGCGCCGCUGGGGGAUUCCCCGCGCCGCAUGCCCGCGCUGGCACCACUUGCUGCAGAUCCCUGCGCGCCUCGCCACCCACUGCUGGGCGGCGGGCCGUCGUUGUCUCAGGCGGCGCUGUCGUCAAGCGGCGCGGCGCAUGCCGCACAUCCGUCCGGCACCGUCGCGUUUGGGGCGCUCGGUGCCUUUUCCAAGAACGUCACCGUGGCCGGCGUUGUCUGCCGGUGGUACCCACCAGGCGAACAUCCGUUCCGUCUCGGCGAGCUCCGGCUGGUCCAAGCGUACCGGAGCUUUGGUCUUGGCUUGAUUGUCGAGCCCGCGACUGGCGCGCUGGCGGCUGUCGGCCUCCCGCAGUCGCUCGCACUCGAGCUCGGGCUCGACACCAUCGAAGCUGGCAAUGCGGCAAGCUGGCGUGGCCUGCACCUCGCAGGCGUCUCGGUCCGCAGCAGAGCAGUAGUUUCGCGAGUCGGCGGCCUCGCCUCGGUGAUGACUAGCAUCUGCCCUACCAAGGGACCGGCCGCCAUCGCGGUGCUUCUGCCGUCUGUCCGCCCGGACUUGUUCGACGCCGUGCCUGCUGAGCUGCCGAGCGUGCAGCCUUUGAAAGCGGGAGCACGAAAGCGUGUGGCGCUGAGCGGCGGGCGCGCGAUGCUGGAGCGCCUGGUUGUCCGCGACGAGAGCCGAAUCCGCCCGUCGUGGUGCACGCGCUGCAGGCGGUGGGCGACGACGAGCUCGCCUCGCUCGCGCUGGACGACGUCGAGGUCGACGGCGACGACGUAGCUGUGGUGGACGCAUUUACGUCAUUGGUCCAGCUGUAAGUAACAAGACUACAAAACGAG
Thecamonas trahens ATCC 50062 is the source of this 1889-nucleotide messenger RNA. RefSeq lists its product as uncharacterized. The record is from RefSeq and is a predicted model, not a curated record. NCBI's taxonomy places the organism in Eukaryota, Apusomonadida, Apusomonadidae. The transcript has a single exon. Bases 1 to 1830 code for a protein of 609 amino acids.